Messenger RNA from Myotis brandtii (Brandt's bat), 696 nucleotides. RefSeq names its product fatty acid-binding protein 9. Gene Ontology annotation, biological process: fatty acid transport. Bases 116 to 565 code for a protein of 149 amino acids. The transcript is spliced from 4 exons. The record is from RefSeq and is a predicted model, not a curated record. Gene Ontology annotation, molecular function: fatty acid binding. NCBI's taxonomy places the organism in Eukaryota, Metazoa, Chordata, Mammalia, Chiroptera, Vespertilionidae. Gene Ontology annotation, cellular component: nucleus; cytosol.
AUGAGUCCGCGCCAGUGCCCAGACUCUCUGGUCUUGCUGCUGCCCAUUGGCCACUUCAGAAGUCACAUGACGAAGGUGCCUUGUAAAUGAAGAUGUGGGGAGCACUGGAUUGCCCAUGUUUCUUGGCUUCUGGUUGUGGGUGACUCUUCUCAGCAAGCUCUCCAUCAUGGUCGAGCCCUUCUUGGGAACUUGGAAACUGGAAUCCAGUGAGAACUUCGAGGAAUACUUGGAACAACUGGGCGUGCCCGGCACCAUCCGGCACCUGGCCGCCCUGGAGAAGCCCAGGAUCUGCAUCAGCGCCCAUGGGGACAAGGUGAGCCUCAGGACAGAGACCUCUUUCAAGAACUUCGAGAUCUCCUUCAAGCUGGGGGAAGAGUUUGACGAAACCACAGCGGACGGCCGGAAAGUGAAGAGCAUCAUAAGGUUAGACGGCGACUCGUUGGUCCAUGUCCAAAAAUGGCUUGGCAAGGAGACAACAGUCAAAAGACAAAUCGUAGACGGGAAAAUGGUGGCGAAACACACCAUGAAUAAUGUUGUCAGCAGGCGAGUCUUCAGAAAGGAAUGAAGAAAGCCGCCACAUCUGUGAAAACCCACUCACCAAGAAAACACGGGGGUGAAGAUCUGCCUCAGGGCCAGUGAUUUUAAAAAUUGCUUAGUAGAAACGCUCAAUAAAGCAUCAGAUUAGGUGCAGUUUCA